CCCCUCACCUCCCCUUCGGCUGCUCCCUCCUUCCUCGGGACGCCACCUCCCGCUCGCCUUUUUGUUUUGGAGCUGGCUUCCCGCUGCGGCGCCGGGGCGGCGAGUGCGGGCGAGGGCAGGCUGGGGGCGCAGUCCACGGCCCACUGGCCGGCCCCCAGCGCAGCGCGGAGGACCGACGGACGCGCGGCCGGGCGCGCCAUCUGCUUGCCGGAGCUCCCCUGCAAACUACUGCUGAGUGUGUGCGUGCACGCGAGGGGUGGGGGUCGGGGGUCGUGAGUCCCGGGUCCGGGGUUACCGCUUUCCGCCGGGGUUACCUUCGGACGGGGGCCGCUGGACUCGGAUUGGAAUUAGGCAAACAAAAGAGACCAGUCAGCGAGUGGCCAGAAGUCGCUCGAGCGCCUCGCCGCGCCCCCUCCUCGAUCCUAGGUGGGGGCUGGCCACUUGGGGGCGGGGAGAGGGCGACCGAGCCGGCGGGGGGCCGGCUGCGCAGCCAGGGUCGAAGAGUUGGCGGCCUGUUGUGUAAGCCUCAGUCCUUGUUUUCCCGGCCUGGCUCGUUGUGAAGCCGGACACAUCCACCCUUGGACUCGAUUCAGGAGGCUGCUGCUUUUCUCCUUGCCCCUGUUGGGUUUUCUGGAUUUUUGAAAACCCAAUGGCCUAGGAGGAGGAGGAGGAGGGAGGAAGGGGCAGAUCUGCAGAGGAAUGUGAGAGCUUCCCAAAGCCAGAGCAGCCAAAAGGAGCCGGGAGCCAGAGGGACGGCAGAGCCCUGCUGCGUUUCUGGAAUGGUGGUUUCCGAGUGAUUCUCUUCUAUUUUAGAACAUUGUUCCAGUGGAAAGUGUCGAAUUCUUGCCCUUGCAGAGCUGGUUUCUCCAGGUCACUUGACUGUUCUUCUGAAAGUGGGAGGAAAGAGAGACUCCCCCGACUCCUCCAACUCCUCCGCCAGGCUGCAGAGGGAGGGAAGAAGACUAUGGACGUGAGUCCUCCCUGCUCACAGGCAUAUACCCAGAGACCUGAUAGGGCAGUUUCUGGACCAUGGACAUUCCUUUGAAGAGGAGCAGGCUGGACAGCAUUUGUGGGUGCUGAGACCCCAAGCUGGGGGUCGAGAGACUGAGCUGUAUAACAGGCAUUGAGUUGCUAGUGCAUUCUUGAACACCCCAGUGAGCAUCCUUGGUCUGGGCAGAACCCUCUCCUUCCCAUCUUUCUCUACCACCCGGACCAGCCAUGGCACUGAAAGGCCGAGCCCUCUAUGACUUCCACAGUGAGAACAAGGAGGAAAUCAGCAUCCAGCAGGAUGAGGACCUGGUCAUCUUUAGUGAGACCUCACUGGACGGCUGGCUGCAGGGCCAGAACAGCCGUGGCGAGACGGGGCUCUUUCCUGCCUCCUACGUGGAGAUCCUCCAUUCUGGCCUCAGCGCCAACCAUGCUGACUACUCCAGCAGCCUUGCAGGCUCACUGGGCACCCAGGUGAGCUUGUACAACAGCUCCAGUGUGGCCAGCCCGGCCAGGAGUGGUGGGGGCAGUGGUUUCCUCUCAAACCAGGGCAGCUUCGAGGAGGAUGAUGACGAUGACUGGGAUGACUGGGACGAUGGAUGCACAGUGGUGGAGGAGCCACGGGCUGGUGGGCUGGGCACCAACGGGCACCCCCCACUCAACCUCUCCUAUCCCGGUGCCUACCCCAGCCAGCACAUGGCCUUCCAGCCCAAGCCAGCCCUGGAGCGGCAGGACAGCCUGGCAUCUGCCAAGCGAGGCAGCGUGGUGGGGCGCAACCUCAACCGUUUCUCGUGCUUCGUGCGCUCUGGAGUGGAGGCCUUCAUCCUGGGCGAUGUGCCCAUGAUGGCCAAGAUCGCCGAGACAUACUCCAUUGAAAUGGGCCCUCGUGGCCCCCAGUGGAAGGCCAACCCCCACCCGUUUGCCUGCUCUGUGGAGGACCCCACCAAACAGACCAAGUUCAAGGGCAUCAAAAGCUACAUCUCUUACAAGCUCACACCCACCCAUGCUGGCUCACCGGUCUAUCGGCGCUACAAACACUUUGACUGGCUCUAUAACCGCCUGCUACACAAGUUCACUGUCAUUUCGGUGCCCCACCUGCCUGAGAAGCAGGCUACAGGCCGCUUCGAGGAGGACUUCAUUGAGAAGCGGAAGCGGAGGCUUAUCCUCUGGAUGGACCACAUGACCAGCCACCCUGUGCUGUCCCAGUAUGAGGGCUUCCAGCAUUUCCUCAGCUGCCUGGACGACAAGCAGUGGAAGAUGGGCAAACGCCGGGCAGAGAAGGACGAGAUGGUGGGUGCCAGCUUCCUGCUCACCUUCCAGAUCCCCACGGAGCACCAGGACCUGCAGGACGUGGAGGACCGUGUGGACACCUUCAAGGCCUUCAGCAAGAAGAUGGACGACAGUGUCCUGCAGCUCAGCACGGUGGCAUCAGAGCUGGUACGUAAACAUGUGGGGGGCUUCCGUAAGGAAUUCCAGAAGCUUGGCAGUGCCUUCCAGGCCAUCAGUCAUGCCUUCCAGAUGGACCCCCCCUUUUGCUCUGAGGCCCUCAACAGCGCCAUUUCUCACACGGGCCGCACUUAUGAAGCCGUCGGUGAGAUGUUCGCUGAGCAGCCCAAGAAUGACCUCUUCCAGAUGCUCGACAUGCUGUCUCUCUACCAGGGCCUGCUCUCCAACUUCCCUGACAUCAUCCACCUACAGAAAGGCGCCUUUGCCAAGGUGAAGGAGAGCCAGCGCAUGAGCGACGAGGGCCGCAUGGCGCAGGACGAGGCAGAUGGCAUUCGCAGGCGCUGCCGUGUGGUGGGCUUCGCCCUGCAGGCUGAGAUGAACCACUUCCACCAGCGUCGUGAGCUCGACUUCAAGCACAUGAUGCAGAGCUACCUGCGCCAGCAGAUCCUCUUCUACCAGCGGGUGGGCCAGCAGCUGGAGAAGACCCUGCGCAUGUAUGACAACCUCUGACCACGUGUGUCUGGCCCCUCCCUGCCCCCAGGCCCGGUCGCUGCAGUGCACCCCGACUUCCCAAUCUCCCUUACCAGCAGUAGCUGGAGGGGGCAGUCACUGGUGGGUGAGAAACCAGCCUGUGGCCCCCUCCUGGGAGAAGGAGCUUUCAAGGAGCCAUGGGUGCCCCUUAGAGGUGGGGCACAGCAGGGGUGAGGACAGGGCUGCGAACCCUCCAGGCCAAGGCCUGGGCUGCUGGUCAGUAGAUAAAGGCCAGGCCAGGGUCUGAGCCUCCCCUAGAGCCUGCAGUGCUCACUCACCUGGCCACCACCCUGUUCCUUCAGCAGACACGGAGGCCUGCUGUGGCCCUGGGUCAGACGCUGGGCACCCAGGGCUGCCAUAUGCCUGCCCUUGAGGAGUCCUCAGUCAAGGGUCAGACACAGAAACGGACAGUCCGUGCAGCACGGCAGAUGGUUCGGUCAGGGCUUCCCGGAAGCUCAGAGGGACCGCAGCAUUCUGCCGGGCAGGGAACACCCCACAGAGUAGGCGAUAUUUGAGCGGUGUUUUGAAGAAUGACAAGGACCUGCCAGACAGCAAAUAGGGAGAAGGACACUCAGGGGAGAGGAAUAGCUUGGCAAAGGGAUGGAGGCACAAAAACUUCUCCCUCUUCUCUUCCUUACCUUUCCUGAGCAAGUUUGGUGCCCCCUCCACGGGGAUUCCGGCCUGCGUGGCAGAGGGAAGGAUCUUCCUUGCUCCUGCAGUGCUGGUGUCCCCGCUUCCCCCUGUCCCCUGUAGGAGGGGCUGCAGGCCAGCUCCCUCCUGCGGGCCUGUGACUGUGCUCCACUGCUGAGCCCGCAUUUUCCCUUGGUUAGGGGACCGUGCAGCAUCCCUCCCUCCUGGGGCUCACGGUGCUGCUGGCACCUUCCUGGAGAGGAUGCCCCAAAAGUUACCGUAUAUUUGGGUUCACACUCCAAGCAGGCCCAGACCUCAGGCCCCCAGGGUCCUUGGCCUCCGGGACACCAUCUUCCCCAGAUCCCUCCUGUUGCACAGUGGGAAACCCAAGAGGAGAACGACGACGACGGGGGCCUGUGUACCCCCUUGUCCCCGGGAUUCCAGGCCCACCUGUCCGCAGCCAGCCUCGCUGUGGUGUGCGCCCCACUCCUGGUCAGGCUGUGCUGCCUCCGACCUGUGUUUACGUCCCCAAGGGGGUUACUGUCUCCUCCCCGCCCAGGCCGGGGUGUGUGUGGGGGGCUGACAUGUGCCACCUCUCCCCCCACUGGGAGGUCAUGAUCUGUUCCUGGCUGCUGCUGCUGCUUGAAUCUUUUUCUUUUUUUUCUUUCUUUUUUCUUGAUAAACCUUUUACAAUUAAGAUAACAAAAGCACGACUCUUUCUGUUUGGAUCCCAGAAGGGAUGAGGUGGGGGAAAUGUAGAACCCUGAUUACUCCUGGGAGUCUUUGGGCCAGAUUCUGAGAUCAGGGUGGGCAGAAAUUUACCACAGAACCUCAAAAGUUGGGGGUGGCUGUGCUGCUGGGAGGUGCCCCCUGGUAGGAGGAGCUGGCGGUGGCUGGUGGCCCUGAGCCUGGUGGCCGUGAGCCCACAGUCCCUCCCCAGGCCUGGCUCCCCUGGUUUCUGAGUGAGGAAGUGCUGCCCAGGGCGGGGGCUGUGCUGCUCCGUGAUGGAGGAUGGAGGGUUUUGCGAGGAUGGACAGGAGGCUGUGCCUGGGACAUUCUCAUAGACGGGUGGCUCCUCUCCCCCGGGAGCUAUGUCCUGGAAAGCCCCAGUCCAGGGCAGGGGAGAGGGGACUCAGAAACCAUCUUUCCCCCAAGCUGUCCUGGGUGCACAGCCGGGCCGUGGUGCCCUGCUGGAAAAUGAAGAGGACCCUGGCUGUGCCCUUGGGGUGCCCUGGCCAGGAUAAACGGGGGUGUGUUCAUCCCCAGAAGAGAGAUGAGCGCUGGCUGAGAUACGGGUCUCUUUUGCAGGCAAUGGGAUGUGGAGGAGGAAAGGCCUCCAGCAUCCAGCCCGUCAGGGAGGGCUCUGGCCAGGCCGGGGGGCUGGGGGGCUGGUGGCAGGGAGCGGGGAAGGGCCAGCAGGUGGCGGGCAGGGCUCCCUGGUCAGGGAAAAGCAUCCUUGGAGGAACUUCUGGAAUGGGUCCCCCUGGCUCUGGGUCAACAUUAGGUCAGAUUUGGGACUUUCUGAGGAAUUUUCCCCACCCUCCUCCCUUCCCUCCUUCCUUCGUUUUCCAGCCCAUCCCGGGAACUUGUCACCCUUAACCUCUUCUCAGCUCCCGCCUCCAUGGGGCCUUCUGCAGAGGGGGCUCAGAGCACAGGCCAGUCUGGGCAGGGCUGCCGGGAAUGCUGGAAAGUCCCCUGCUCAUGCUUCCUGCCCUGGGACAGUGUUGCCCUCCCGUUUCCGGGGUCACCUCCCACGCUCUCAUCCUCAGGCUGAGGCAGUCGGUCUGACACUUUUCUCGGGGGGCUUGGAUCUAGGAGAAGAAUCAGAAAGUGAAGUCUUGGGAUGGGGCCAGGCCUGCUCUGGGCACUCUGAGGCCUCCGGGCUGGGGCAGGUGUGUGUGGGGGGUGUGAGGACGUCACGCCUCUCUCCCCUCCCAUUUCUUUCUAUCUCUGUGGGAGUUGGGGUGUCGGGAGAGUUUGGGAUUGUCUGGGCUGGCUGAGCCCCUCUCAGGAAGGGACUGAGGGCGUCUUGGUGGUAGCAGGGCCUGCUGGCUGGCCUCGUCACAUGCCGGGCAGAUGUUCAGACUGAGCUGGGCCCAGCUGCCUCCAGUUCCCUCCCUGACUUUGCUCAGAGGGAGGUGGAAAACAAGGCUUCUCUUUCUGCCCUGGGGAGCUACCGGGACCCGGGGGCGGGGGACCCCUGGUCCUCAAUCUUGGCCCAGCCUGGGAAAAGGAGUCUGCUUUGUGGCCACAGGUGGGGGCUGGGGAUGGAGGCAGACCUCAGAUCCUGCACCCCAUCGCCCCCUGGACACAAGAGGGCUGUGAACUGCCGUGCCACGGCUGUGCCGCUGGCUGGAGCAGGGCCAGGCCUGGGGGAGACAGGUGGCCCGGUGGCCCCAGCUCAGCACCAGCACCCAUCUGGUGACAGAGCUACAUGUCCACACACCCACAGAACCCCAGAGAGAGACACAACCACACGUGGUUUCACAGGUGUGUGGGCCACACUUGUGUGCUCCUGUGCUCACGCAGUUGCACCCCCGCCACCCUGCCACCCAAUGUUACACAUUCACGGCCACGCUAGCCACCUCCAUGUGUCACCAUGCAUUCACAGCAUCAGUUUCAGCUGCUUUGUCACACACAGCCACACCACAGUCCUGUGCACAUGGUCACGGCCUUACAUAGUGACACAUUCAGGCAUAUAUAGGCACAAAGUCACACAUGUACAUAGCAAAAGUGUCACAAGUUUGGCGGUGCCUGGACCACACCUGCACCAUCUCCCAGGCUCCUAGCCCAGCUGGUCAGAGAUCCGGGAGGAGAGCUUUGGGGAUAAGCAGCCCUGGGUGGAGUGUACCCAAGGGGGAGUAUGGCAAGUCACAAGCACCACAGGCAGGUACACCCCCUGAGAGGUCUGGGUGUGCAGUCGGGAUGAUCAGACAUGUCCAAGUUCAACUCCAUUGCGCAGAUGGGGACCUGAGGCCCAGUGAGCAGUGGCGGCCGGCCACACCACACCAUCCAGAGGGCGGGGGGUACUCGGGCCAGAGCCGAGCUCUGAGCAGGUUCUGUGGCCUGGCCCUGCCCACCCCUGAGCCAAUCCCCAGGGCCAGGCUGCCUCUGAAGGCCCCUGGAUGAACCCAUCCAACAAAGCUCCAGAUAUCGCCCAUCUAUAAAGCCAGAGCCGAGCUGCAGCGUCCGCAGGCGCAGGGGCCAGGAUGCAGUGGGCAGGGCCUGGGCCUGGGCGGGAGGAACAUUCCUGCACCAUCUCCUCCCCCAGCAUGUGAGGACCAGGCCCGUCCUGCCCGCCCGCCCGCCUGCCUGCUCGCCCGCCUGCCCGCUGACUCAGGCCUCCAGGAGCCAAGCCCGCCGGGCUCCCCUGCCCACCCCAACCUGCUUCCCCCCAGCCCUGCCCUGCUUCCUCUCGCCACUGGCCGGGGCAAGAGGAGACGGUGAGCCCUGGCAAGAAGACCAGGGGCAAAAAUCAAACCUCGCCUCCCCCAGACAUAGCUCAGAAGGGCUGAUUGUGAAACCCAACUCUGGGGUUCAACACAGUUAAACUUUUUUCUUUUGGUUUGGUUUUGUUAGUCAAACCCCAUGGCGGUGCAGUCUUUAAAAAGCAGUGCUCACAUAGUGUGGCCUCGGCGGUCUGCACCGCAGCCCUGGGAGGCACCGUUACUCCAUUUCACAGACGGAGAGACCGAGACCUGGCCAGAGGGCAGAUGGGACCUGCCCAGGGUCACACAGUGAGGCUGUGGCAGGGCUGGACUCGAACCCGGCUCUCUGCUUUCACCCCUUAAAGUCAUGUUGACUCAUUUGGGCCCAAAGGAAGAGGCGGCGGCAGAUGUGAAAGAAUAGGAGGUGGGUGACCCCAAGUGCUGACAUGUGCGGGGUGUUUAGGGGGAGGGUGAGUGCCCCCAGCCCGCAGAGACACAGAGUUUGAAGGCAGCAUUGCAAGGCGGCUGCGGUGACUCAGGACCUCCAUUUACAAAGGAACGUGUGAGGAACAUGACUUCACUUUUCUAUAUCUGACCUGAACUUCUCUUUUGCUCCUCCGUUCUCCCAGAUGACAGAAAAGUAAUCUCCAAUUACUCUGGAGACCCCUCCUUUUCCCAAGGAAUGCAUAUAAGUUUUGGGGAUGGCACAUUCGAAGACCUUGGGCAGGCCCCCAGCACUCUGAAUUGUAGAGGCUGAAUCCCACGCCCCAGCACCCGUAUUAAAAUUGCCUGCAUUCUGCAUUACAGGGUUCAGUUUACGACUUGACAAUGUAGCUCUUGUCCUGUAGAUAUUUAAUUAAACUUAUUAAUUUUGA
Molecule: messenger RNA, 7897 nt
Organism: Lemur catta (Ring-tailed lemur)
Lineage: Eukaryota; Metazoa; Chordata; Mammalia; Primates; Lemuridae
Gene: SNX33
Product: sorting nexin 33
Exons: 2
Coding region: 1219-2943 (574 amino acids)
Biological process (GO): plasma membrane tubulation; endocytosis; intracellular protein transport
Cellular component (GO): cytoplasmic vesicle; plasma membrane
Molecular function (GO): phosphatidylinositol binding; protein binding
Source: RefSeq, a predicted model, not a curated record